AUGUUCAAAAAGGACAUCCAAGAAUUUUAUAUAAAGAACCACAUUGAAAAUAUUUACAUUGUAAAAAGACACCAUGCAGAUGGCAACGUCGAGGAGAAAAAAAGCAGCGUUCUGUUCAAGAGCAUCGAUGAAUUUGUUCGUGUCCUCAUACAGAUAAGAAAAUAUGACAAGGAAAUUAAAAAGAUAUGUAUUACAAAAAAUGGAUCCAACAUUUCAACAACGUUACAAGAAUAUUUAGACUUUUACGUAAGUCAUUUUGGGCACAAAUUCCAUUCGUUCAUUUUGGAAUAUAAAAACAGUCUAGUCAACGAUGAUCUGAAAAAUCAUUACAUUAUAAAAAAACUUACUAAAAAUGAUAUUGAAAAUGUAGCCAAGAAUUCCUACGCACGGGUAAUGUUCAUGUAUGACAGUGUAAAAUAUUUACUUUACUAUAUAAAGAAGAAUAUUACACAAAUGACAGAAAUUAAUGAGAGCUUUGUAAAACUUUUGAUGAGCUACUUGCGGGUCUCUGUGAACCCGCUGAAUUUGAUUACACAUGUGUACUUACAUGGGUACAAGGCUGUACCCUCCGUCGAUCAGGAGAAAAAAGAAAAUCUCCCCAAUCAGAUCAGCCAAAAUGGACCAAACGAGACGUGGAAGGAAGUGUCACCCAUAAAAGACAACCCCGUGGUAGACUUCCCCACAAAGGACCACUUCUUCUGCAACGAACUAUGCCAAUUUGUGUGCUCUUACGGGGACUACAUCAUAAAACACACCAUAAGUAGUAGCUACGUAGAAGUCCUCAACAGGGGUGACAUUAUCAAAUCGAAAUUGAGCAUAUACGAGGCAGCUAAAAGACAUAUUAGAAGUUAUAUGAUGAAGAAAAUAUGCUCCUAUGCCAAUUUUAAGGACUGUAAUCUAAAUGCCCAAUUUGAGCAUGCUACCAUUUUCAAUGCAUACGAAGGGGAUCUAAUUAAGUUCCAAAAAAUAUUUAAAAGAUUCACGCAAGUUGGUAGUGGCUAUAAACAUGUCAGCAUGUCGCGUAGAAACUUUUCUUACAUUUAUGAACUUAUUCUAGCAGUGUACUUAGUGAAAAAAUGCCUCAUUCAUUUGAACGAAAAUAUCGACGCAGUUCUUCAGGUAGCCCUCUACACUUUGUACAGCGCCGCAAAAGUGAUUAUCAUUUAUUUGUACUUCAAUCUGCCCAAACACAUGUCCCAUUACUUUUUAAAUGUGUAUCUUCUCUUUUUUAAGAGUAAAAACAAAAAUAGUGAAGGUCAAAGGCAGGGCAAUAAAACCGCAUACAUUAUGAAUAGAAUGAGGAGGACUUAUAGAAAUGUCCUGCAGUAUGUUGUCAGGCGGGGGAAGGGAUCCAGCGAAGGUGAGCAACACACCCAAGACGGGAUGCCAUCAGAGGAAACCCCUAAUGCAGUAAACCCUUACGAAGUAAACCCUGACGAAGUCACCCCACUCGAAGGCAAAAUCAAAGUAUCGGAAAGAAAACGGUACAGAAAAGUCCUCAACCUGUUAUACUUCCAAAUAGACAGUUACGACAAAAAAUGGGCGAAACAAAAAAGCAAGCAAGAAGUGAAGAAAUUUGUCCGUCUUCACAUUAAUGGGUCUGUCAUACAACUCAAGUAUAACUCUGAAGUCCUUUUAAGAAAAAAAAAAAAAUGCAAUAAAAAGACGCUUUCAAAAGUGGGCCCCACAGAGGCUGUAAAAGAUAGUAGUCAACGGGUGACACAACAAAACGGUACAAUAUCGUGCAUGAAAAAACGAGCGAACCUUGUAUACCCUGAUAAAAUCGAAUAUAUGAAGAGGUAUGCUCCUCUAUACAGAACCAAAUGCAGAAGCAACACAAAAAAAGGAGGCAAAAACGCUCAUCGAAAUAGACCUGUUCAUAUACAAAUAAACACAGUGAACUACUCGAUGCACAACCGGCUCAUAUACAACUACCGUGAUGAUGAUGUCUACGCUAGGAAAGAAAAAAAAAGUGAUGAAGAAGGAGAAGUGAGCUCGUACAAAAACAGUAGAAGUUGCGCAAAACACAUCAUCGGGAAAUUAUUGAACUGCGUGUUGAGUAAUCUACGAAAGGGGAAUGAAUUCGCCCAAAGCAACACGCGUGACAUUCAUGCCAUCGACUCAUUUGACGCUGAUGCACCGAGCAACCACAACGGAAGUGACGAUUAUGAAGAUAGCCAUUGCAGCGGCCCCAAUGAAGAGGUUGCUAAGAUGGAUGAAUCUAUUACCUGUCCUGUUCAGACCAUUUUGAAUGAACAUGAAAAGGGCGGAGAUACUCCGGAGUCGUGUUACCUGUCGAGGAACGGCUCCAUACAGAGUGAAGCAAAAAUGAAGUGUGAAGUUUUGUCUGCAAGGACACUUGAUAAAAGCAAAUCUGAAAUAAAUUCAGUCCAAACGGUAAACAGCAAGGAAAUCCAAGAGGGUGAAGAAGGAAGGGACGAAGUAAGUAGCGAAGACGGAGGGAUACCCUCUAAGGAAGUGGACCACACAGUUAAGCGGCAAGAGGAUGAGAUUGUAUACACCCAGUUGGAUCCAUCCGUGGGAAAAACACAUAGCAGUGUAGAACAGUCACCCCAAGAGAGCUUCGAAAAAAGUAAGAAGAAAUACGCAGAAAAUGAAGAGGUUCAAAGGGGAGAAAUCUCUUCUCCAGAGAAAAUACAAAACGGAAUUGAAAAAAUUGCAUAUGGCGAAAAGGCCGAUGACUCCCCCAGACACGGCUCCAAAACGGAGGGACACACUGAAAGGGAAGAGUUGGAAAAGGAAUCGCUCGAAAAGGAAAAACAGAGGGAUGACUCCGAAGGAGCAUGUUCACCACAGAAUAUAAGCCAGGCCCUUUUGCAGUUAAGAAAAAAAAACAAUCGCAGAACCGAGGGAAAAUAUAAAAUGUUCUUUUCAAACAACUCCAGCACGAUGGACGCUUCGUCGGAUGAUUAUUACCCGUUCAAGACAAUGAAACAAAAGGCAGAAAGGGAACGGAGGAAGGCUGCGGCGAAGGCCAAGAAGAAGGCGAGCUCAACGAAAAAGGGAAAAGAAAAAUCGAACAUACACACAAAGGGAAAGGAAAAAUCGAAGGAACCUAUAAAGGGUAAUGAAAAAUCGAACGUGCAGACAAAGGGAAAAGAAAAAUCGAACGAACCGAUAAAGGGUAAUGAAAAGUCGAACGUGCAGACAAAGGGUAAUGAAAAGUCGAACGAACCGAUAAAGGGCAAAGAAAAAUCGAACGAACAGACAAAGGGAAAGAAAAAGGAGGAGAAAUCCAAAAAGAAAGAAACGGAUCAGGCGUCCAAAACAGGCAGUAGUAAAACCAAUAAGAGGAAAUGGUUAGAACACACUGAGGAGGAAACUAUUACAAAGAAAAAAGGCAAGUCGAACCGUUCAUCCAGUUAUCAUUCGAUGAAGAACGAUAAUUCGAAACGAAACAAGCUCGUGCAGGGGAAGGAAAAAAGCAGCACUACAGACAGAGUUACGAAUAAUCAGUUCAGGAAAAGGAACACUGGUAUUGCAACUGAGGAACGCGCUAUAGCCACUAAUGGUGAGGACUUCCUAGAUGAGCAUAAAGGCGGGUCAGCGAACAACUCACAAAUGAGCAAAGCUAAGCCGCCAACAGCUGAUGAUACGACAAUACACGGCAGUGCGAGAAAAUUAAUCUUUAAUGUGUCACUGAAUGGAAGCGAAGGGGGAGAAGAAUGCAGUCCAUUUAAAUAUGAAUUUGGUGGGCGAACGAGCUGGGGUUUGAAUGUGUCGAAAGGGCAUGAGCCCAUUUGUGGUGACCUCGAUGUGAGUGACCACCAUUACAAUUCUGAUGUCCUCGUUUUGAAUGAGGAUAAUCCCUUAUGGAAGGAUGUGGACGAAUCGCAAAGCGUGUCACGCAUGCACGGGAAAAAAGAUAAAACAUAUGAACAGGCCUAUAAACGUCUUGAUGAACAGCUUCGCAUAGACAAAGACAUGCCUCAAUUCGACAUGCCAUUCAUAUGCACGCAACAAGUAUACAUAAACGAAAGAGUAUAUGACAUUGUGAAAGACACAGAAGAGAGACUAAAAUUAAUAGUAAUACAUUUGUUCAAUUAUUACAUAAUCGGAGGUAUAUUUCUAACCAACCCGUUCAAUAGAGCCCAAAGGGAAAGGUACAGAAACUUCACAAGCAUACAAGAAAAUAUCAACGAUAUAGAACACACCAAAAUAUUUAAGUAUAGUAGCCACGAACUUAUGAUUGGAAAUAUUAGGAGGAAUACAAGGGUGUCUUUGAUGGGUGGUAGGACUUCCAAAAGAGUAAUGAUAAUUUUGAAUAGACAGGGCAAAGGAUUAAAUGGUGCCACAUACAAAUGUACAAUUAAUAACGCGUUGUAUGCAUGUAAAGUUCAGCAAAGGUUAUACUUGGCGAAGAAAGAAAUAUUUUUCUCCUACAUUUUGAAGACCAGAAAAAUGUUGAAGCAUAGGAAGUAUUCUGAGCAGCGUAAGAGAGCUCUCGGUAUGGGGGGGAAGACAGCUGAGGUCAGAAGUGACUAUAGCCGCCAAGAAAGCGGCAUAAGUAGUAGCGCCGAGCUAUUCUUCGAAAUUUUCGUCAAGGGCAAUUUGUACAUGUUCCCGGAUGAGCUGCACUACAAGGUUCAUACGGCGGACGGCAGCUCGGACAAAAGUGCGCGCAAAGGGGAAGGGCAACGAAAGGGAGCCAAAAGAAGAGGCAACAAAGGAAACAAAAAAGGAGACAAGUGCGAGGGGGUACCAGAAGAAAAGGAUAACACGGAGGAAAAGGCAGAACAAAAUAGCGAACGCAGAAAAGAGGACAAGUGCGAAGGCCAGGCCGAGGAAAAGGCAGAACAAAAUAGCGAACGCAAAAGCGAGGGGCAAAGCGAAAAGCACAGCUCUGAAGGCGGCACAUCCCUGCUGAUCAUGGGGACGCACAAACACGUGACCACGCUCAAUGAACUCAUAAACACGUUCAUCAGAAAGGGCCACCAGUCCAUAAACGAAGAGCUGGUGUUGUUCAUCGUGUACCACUUGAUCGUGGCUUUGUUGCAGCUGCACGUACUGGAUGUGCUCCACGGAGACGUCAAAAUAGACAACAUAUUAGUUGCAAAGGACGAGAAGCUUCUGCUCCAGAUGCAGAAAAGUAAGAGAAAUAGCCCAAGGGAGGCACCCAGCAGUUGCAUGGGGAAGACGAAGGGCAAAUCAAAGAGCAAGAGCAAGCCUCGCACAGAAGGCAAUAGCGAUAGCAGCCGCAGCAGUAGUGGUACUCGCAGUGUUCCCGCCGGUAGCAGAAGUAGCAGUAGUGGCGUUCGAAGCGCAUUCGGUGGUAGUAGCACCUUCAUGUCUGAAUACAUGCUGAACGGGAAGGGCACCAGGAACCCGAACUCCUUUCUGAUAAAAAAAUUUCCAUUGAACAUAUUCCUAAUCGACAUUGGUAGAGGAAUUGAUGCAAAGAAUUUCAGGAACUAUCUGUUCUAUGGAGAAAAAAACUGCGAUUGCUACAAUUUCCUCUCAGAUUCUAUUUUUACCUACCACAUAGACUUUAUAGGCAUCGCGCAAGUGGCUAGCUGCUUAUUAUACUACAAGCAUAUGGGGUGCACAAAAUAUAAAUACGAUGAGAGCAUAAUGGAUCAAAACUACACUACCAUUAACAACCUGAAUUUGACCUACAUGACACACAACAAGAACUUUAUGAAUAAUAGCAGUACCCAGGUUAAGAUAAAGAAGAAGGAGGCUCCUAAGGGUAAGAAACAAAGUAGGUGUAAGGAGAUCGAAAGUUUUAUACAGGUGAAGGAGCGCGCCUAUACGGAGGAUGAAGGGAAGCAGGAGAAGGGGUGUACCGGCGAAAGUGUUUGCCUCGAGGGAGGGAAGACCACGGGGAAGAGCUCGCACAGUACAGAGAAUGGUCCGCAUCCCGUGGGACUCCUCCAACGAAGCCUUAACUGUGCAGGAAACAAACAAAAAGAAUCAGACAAGGGGAACAAAGGAUCCGCUAAUAGUAACAUGGCGCCAGAAAGCACCUACUUUAUAGAUUACUCAGGAAAUAUCCCCAUGGAUGAUCGUGAUAGAAAAAAAAUCGAAAGGUAUAUUGACCAAAUGAAAAAGAAUAACGAAAAUUGCUACAUUGAACAGGAAGAAGAAAGAAAAAUAAAAAACUUUUCCGUCAGGUUACUAUCCAAGAGAAAAAAGUAUAUAGAAUUUUGGGAAAUUUUUUUUCAUCUUCUGUUAAACUUUUGCAAUGUGUACGAAUUGAGCUCCGUUAGUUACAACAGCAAGGAGAUCGGCACGAAUGUUGACAAGGCCAAUUUGUUCCAUCACAAGGUGAUGAAUAAAACGGAAAAUUACUACUUUGACUUUUGCAAAAAUAACUGGGAGGAGAUUCCACAAGGGGACCAACAACGGAAAGAUGUCUGCAUGAAGGAGAAGCUCCAUCCAUUUGAUACAAGCAAUCAUAAUUUGUAUACACCUAAAGCGGAAACCGUCUGGUUUAAUGGGGACAGUCACAACGAAAGUGCACUUGAGGAUGUCCACCAUACGGAUGAGGCCAAACAAGAAAUCGGUAAUCUAUGUCACCACGACAACACCAGCACCGAUGAUGACAGCAACGCAUGUUCGAUGAAAAAAGGCCGCUGUGAUGUUGAAAAAGAGGCGCUAGAAGAGAAUCCCAGGAAGCAGACACAUAAUGAACCACACAAAGACAAUAGCCACCAGGUGGACAACACUAACGCAGAAAAGGAAAUCACAAAAGUUGUCUUAGACAAACAACAUGAACAAACGAAUGGAGACCAACCACAAAGUAAUAGUAAAUAUUUUUUUAUAAAAAACUCCAUUUCGAAUUUAAAAAAUAUAAAAAAGAAAAUGCACAAAGUGCAGCACAAAAUAGAACGGGACACAUUUGAGGCUAGCAUCAAGGGGAAAAACGACUCCUACAACUUCCCUAGCAAAGAAGAAAAUUUUAGCUUGAAAAGAAAAAUGAUAUUCUUUGAGAAUGAACAGAAUAGACAAAAGUGCAGGAAAUUGAAUGACCAGAAGUACUACGCGAAGGAGUGCCGCCCGAACGACACCAAAAGGUUCACCAGGUAUGUCAACAAGCUAAUGAAGAAGAAAGCCAUUUUUGUCCUUAUGUUUUUAAAAAGGACAAUUGAAAAAAUAUUUGAUGAUGACACAAGUAGGCAGGAAAUUUUGCUCAGCGAGAUGAAAAAUGCGGUGGCUUUUUUUUGA
Molecule: messenger RNA, 7188 nt
Organism: Plasmodium fragile
Lineage: Eukaryota; Apicomplexa; Aconoidasida; Haemosporida; Plasmodiidae
Exons: 1
Coding region: 1-7188 (2395 amino acids)
Biological process (GO): meiotic sister chromatid cohesion, centromeric; mitotic spindle assembly checkpoint signaling
Molecular function (GO): protein kinase activity
Source: RefSeq, a predicted model, not a curated record